Messenger RNA from Pestalotiopsis fici W106-1, 2085 nucleotides. RefSeq lists its product as uncharacterized. The record is from RefSeq and is a predicted model, not a curated record. Bases 1 to 2085 code for a protein of 694 amino acids. Lineage: Eukaryota; Fungi; Ascomycota; Sordariomycetes; Amphisphaeriales; Sporocadaceae. The transcript has a single exon.
AUGUUCGUCGUUCGAAGAUACGAGGCACGUCUCUGGCGUAUGACAGCCGCACUAGUUGCCCCUAGCAAACGCUACCUCUCAGCUAGCACUUGUCGGCAGAUUCGUCUUAUCGACGUGAACACUCUCGAGUUGAAAGAAUUCCAGGGCUUGGAAAUCCCUCCGUAUUCUAUACUUUCGCAUACAUGGGGGCCAUCCGAGGUCAACCUUCAAGAAUGGCGGCAACCCAACGCCGUCGUCCAGCAGAAGGCAGGGUACCAAAAGAUCAUGAGAGCUUGCGAAAUAGCUUCCUAUCGAGGCUACGAAUAUCUUUGGUGCGAUACCAAUUGUAUCGACAAGGCAAGCUCUUCUGAACUAUCUGAGGCCAUAAAUUCAAUGUUCGCUUGGUAUCAGCAAGCUUCAGACGCAUUCGCCUAUUUGGUUGACGUGGAACCAUUCUCGGCUGCCUUUGUGGAGCGUUUGGCAGCAGUUGAACAGCAUCUUAAGGUUGAGCAAGGACAGGAAAACUUCGAAUUUCUUCUCAAAUACUUUAAUAUGGAAAUCUCCGAAGAACGAGCGGCUACUGAACUGGGAGAAGAUGAUACUGAUCCUGCUUCAACCAGAUCGUCUGGCUAUCUGAACUACGCAGACGCACGCCAAGCACACACAUUCGACGUUCAAUCCUUGGAGAACAGUCGAUGGUUCACCCGGUCCUGGACGCUCCAAGAACUGCUUGCACCGAAAAGCCUUACCCUUUAUGCUCGCGACUGGACGCCUAUUGCCGGGAAACAAGCGCUCAGCCCCAUUCUAUCUGUCGUCACUGGCAUUGACGAGGACUGUAUCAAAGGCAAGACUCCUAUCAGUCAAUACAGCAUCUCUCACAGACUUUCAUGGGCUGCAGGCAGAGAAGCCACCCGUGAGGAGGACGUUGCAUAUUCCUUGUUAGGUUUAUGCGACAUUAAUAUGCCCUUGCUAUACGGCGAAGGUACCAAGGCUUUCAGAAGACUUCAACAAGAGAUUAUUCAGACCUCUGCCGACGAAAGCAUAUUUGCGUGGGAGCCCCCAAUAACUGUUCUCAAACAGAAUAAUACAGAAAUAAUGCCGUUACUUGCCCCCAGUCCUUCCGUUUUUCGUUCGACGACACUGAGUUCCAAGGCUGCGAGGCCGAGCGGUAUGCCUUACUUCCCAACGAAUGCUGGUCUUUCGAUUAAUCUACCCAUCCUCCGUACCUACAAAAAAGACCUGUUCUUUGCUGGUCUCAAUUGCGGCCCAUCAGACAAUCAACAGACAUGGCUACCUCUAACUUUACAAGGACCCGACGGCCACAACCAGUACGCCAGGAUCCGAAGUUCCCGUGGUGGUAUCAUAUUGCCCCGACAACAGCACUCCAUUCAAGAGCGCGAAGCCCUUCUUAUACACGACUUCAACUGGAAGUUCCACGACCCUAGGUUCCCCAUUCGACCUGACAUAGACUUCAAAGAAACAUUCAAAGGCCUUACGGACACAUUGCAACAACAUGACGACGUCAAAUUCCUAAUCAUGUUUCCUGACACUGGGCCAACGCACCGCAUUAGCAACGUAGCCGCCACCACGGCUUGCUUCUGGGCCGAGGAACACAGCCUGUUCUCCAUGAGCAAGUCUUCCAUGCCCCCAGGGUUGGGAAAGAAUACCAAAACUGAAUAUGCGGUUUUGAUGUUCGAGCCAUCAAAUGAACAAAGCGAGACCACUUUGCCAUUUGCUCUGAGUUUCCGCCUGGACUUCAGUCAAGAUCAACUCAACAGUGUCAGUGGAAUGGCUGUAACAGAGGUUGAUUUGCAGAGUAUAAAACAAGUCAGAAAUCAGACUUUGUUGGAAAACGCCAUGUGUUACAUGUCAUCUCGGUCGCAGUUCGACAUGUUAUGUAACGCAUCAUUCCCAAAUGUUCAUAGCAUAUCGCACCAAGAUCUUCAAAAGUCCAUCAAACAAGGUGAAAGUUAUGGCGGCGAGUCUCGUAGCAAUUUCAUCGCUCCGAGAGCCAUGUUGGGCUCAAGUCACAAAAAUCCGCAUCUCAUUCCCGUCGUUGUACAAUUCUCGCAACUAGGACUUAGUUUUCAAAGCUUUCGAUAUUAA